GACGUGAUCUCACCAUUGAAGGCCACCAAGAAGUGAAGACCGAACAUGGCUACAUCAAGAAGUUAACAACUGAACUUCGUCCACAGAGGGCUCUUUCUGAAGAUUGCGACCUGGAUGCCGUACACACACAGAUCGACAACAACGGACAACUCUCCGUGGAAGCUCCGAAGACUGGCCAACACACCAACAAGAGGGUCAUCCCAAUCAUGCCAGCUCCUAAGAAGAAAUAA
Molecule: messenger RNA, 230 nt
Organism: Cooperia oncophora
Lineage: Eukaryota; Metazoa; Nematoda; Chromadorea; Rhabditida; Trichostrongylidae
Source: the annotation of a GenBank genome assembly